Messenger RNA from Lactuca saligna, 420 nucleotides. Lineage: Eukaryota; Viridiplantae; Streptophyta; Magnoliopsida; Asterales; Asteraceae. The record is from the annotation of a GenBank genome assembly.
AUGGUUCCUAUGAUAGUUUUGAAGGUUGAAAUCGAGGGAACUGGUGGUCAAGGAGGGAAUUUUGAUUUGCAGAAAAUGAAGUGGGCAGCUGAGGUUAUACUGAAUUUUGAAGGUCACAGGCAAGAGAAACUUACGGGAAAAGUGAAGAACGAUCAAUAUCCAGAUACGUUUUGUCGUUAUUCAACGAUUGUUUUUCAACAAAAAAAAAAAGGCCGGCCAAUCGCAGCAAGAGAGAGAGCGGGAGAGGCUCUCCUCUCCGUUUCCCGCAUAACUCAUUCCCGAGCCGACGGUGCAGUGUUCCGCCGAGUGGGAAGAUCCCCGCUUCCGUUCCCCGAACCCGCUCCGUCCGACCUAAUAACAAAUGCAUCUCUACAUGUACGAAAAGAUCCAUGGUUGAUGAAAAGGAAAAGAGUUUGUUAA